Striga asiatica is the source of this 1386-nucleotide messenger RNA. NCBI's taxonomy places the organism in Eukaryota, Viridiplantae, Streptophyta, Magnoliopsida, Lamiales, Orobanchaceae. The record is from the annotation of a GenBank genome assembly.
UCACGCCACAACUUUACUUUGACCCGACACCUAAAGCGGGUCGAAUACGAAACCCGCACGUACAACUUCCACACGCAUAGGUACAAGUACUGUCAAACACCGGAUUUGUGUCUCACCGAUUGGAAAUUGAUCCAUAUAUAUCUCAGCUCACCACAUUUGUCGCUUUUGAAAUCAGAAUAAACCUCCAGAAUCUAUUCCCUUUCUUAUUUUUCUUCUCCAUUUUCUUUUCCUUUUGAGUUUCCCCUUUUCUGUAUAUAUAUAAAUAGCGUUGUUAGCUUGUAGAUUUUCGCUGCUUCAGUUAGAGACAAACAACCAUGUCUGCCUCAGUUGAAGUUGUUGGCUUGGAGCUCGUUGAGGAUCUUCAGGAUCUCGCCAUCCAAGCCCAGACUGGCACGGAAGGGGCCAGUGCAGCAGCAGAGGAGAAGACUAACUUAGGGGGCUGCGACACUAACCAAACUGAUAUAAAUAGCCAUCAUGGGUUUUGUGCCAUAUGUUUGAAUAGGAUAGUGCUUCAAGAAACAGCUCUUGUAAAAGGUUGCGAGCACGCAUACUGCGUGACUUGCAUUUUGCGGUGGGCCUCUUGCAAAAAGCAACCAACUUGCCCUCAGUGUAAAGUUCCGUUUGAGUUCCUCAACAUCCAUCGUGCACUUGACGGAAGCAUUUACGAUUACAUGUUUGAGGAGAGUGUCUGCCUUCUACUGAGAGCUUCAUGGUUUAAGCCUCUGGUUGAAGUCGAAAAGGAAGAACUGGACAAAUUAGAAGAUUGUUAUUAUUAUGAAGAUGACGAAGAUGAUCUAGCUGAAUUUAAUUUUUCGAGUUCCUCGACCCUCCGAAUAGGUAAUCGCCGUUGGGGGGACAAUGGGUAUGUUAGGGCUGGCAGACAAGAAGCAAGGCCCGUUCGUCACUUGUUUGCUCAAGACCCAGAUGCUGGCCCAUCUCGUCAGGAGCCCAAGAAAGACAGCCCUAAUAAAGAGAUAGUGGGCCGGCGUGCAAAACGGGCCCAGAAGCGUGAAGCUGCUGACAAGGCGGCUGCAGCUAAGCAUCAGAAGCAUCUGGCUAGGCUGGGCCGCAAAUAGCUUGUGGUCAAGGAAAACCGAGGCCUACGUUCGGGCUUCUUUGUACAGUUGUUGUAUCAUUUUUCAAUUGCUGUUGUUAGCCCCACCUAUGCACAUUUGCAUAUCUGUAUAAGCUAAGACUAAAUUAAAUAAUCAAAAGGAUGGGUGCCACUUCCUAAUUUAUGUAGUUUGGCACUUUAAAAGUUAGCUGUUAGCUGCUGCUGAAUGCUGAUGUUUGGAUUUAGAGUGUUGGAGGUUGUAUUCUGAUGUUAUUGUGAUCACGACCAAUACUUGUUAUAUUAGCAACUUUUUUUUUUUUUAAUUAUUAUUA